Phyllopteryx taeniolatus (common seadragon) is the source of this 5276-nucleotide messenger RNA. It is a transcript of the gene stk16, whose product is annotated as serine/threonine kinase 16. The transcript has 8 exons. Gene Ontology annotation, cellular component: Golgi apparatus; cytoplasm. The coding region runs from base 162 to 1079 and encodes 305 amino acids. Gene Ontology annotation, molecular function: protein serine/threonine kinase activity; ATP binding. Gene Ontology annotation, biological process: protein phosphorylation. NCBI's taxonomy places the organism in Eukaryota, Metazoa, Chordata, Actinopteri, Syngnathiformes, Syngnathidae. The record is from RefSeq and is a predicted model, not a curated record.
UUUUGCCAGCCCCUGUCAUAGUGGGGCUCUAACAUCAGUUUACUCUUCUUCACUUUACUACAGAAGAAGAAUGUUGAUCCAUGACGUCAGAAAACCCGAAGGUGCAAAGCCCGGUGAAGCUAGCAGGCUAGUUUUUUAAAUAAUGUAAUGUUCCAGUCAAGAUGGGGCAGACUAUGUGCAUCUGCUCCCGCGGCUCCAUCACCAUUGAUAGCAAAAAAUACUACUUCUUGCAGAAACUUGACGAGGGUGGUUUCAGUUACGUGGACCUUGUUGAGGGGGUAAAGGACGGUCGCUUCUAUGCCCUGAAGAGGAUCCUGUGUCAUGAUCGAGAAGGCCGCCAGGAGGCCCAGACAGAGGUGGAGAUGCACCAGAUGUUUAAUCACCCCAAUAUACUUAGCCUUGUGGCACACACCUUUGUUGAACGCAACGGAAAGAGUGAAGCCUGGCUGCUUCUGCCGUACAUAAGAAAGGGCAGUCUGUGGUCGGUUCUGGAGAAGCUUCAAGAAAAUGGGAGCUGCAUGCCUGAAAAACAGAUUUUAAAAAUCUUUCGUGGGAUCUGUUCAGGUCUCAAGGCCAUCCAUGACAAAGGUUAUGCCCACCGAGAUCUUAAACCUACAAAUGUGCUUCUGAAUGAGGACGACAGCCCCGUCCUAAUGGACCUGGGCUCUAUGAGCAGAGCGCGUGUUGAGGUCCGGGGAUCUAGAGAAGCAAUGACUCUACAGGACUGGGCUGCCCAGCGAUGCACCAUUUCCUACCGCGCCCCCGAGCUCUUCAAUGUGGAGAGCUACUGUGUUAUCGACGAGCGCACAGAUAUCUGGUCACUUGGCUGUGUGUUAUACUGCAUGAUGGUGCUGGCGGGACCCUAUGACCUCGUCUUUCAGAGAGGGGACAGUGUCGCCUUGGCAGUUCAGAAUCCUGUGGUCCUUCCACAACCCUGCAGUUACUCGGAGGGGCUGCAGUUGCUGCUGGGCUCCAUUAUGGUGUCCAACGCCCAGGAGAGACCGAACAUCAGCUGGGUUCUUGAGCAGGUACAGGACCUGCAGAGUUGCAGCCCAAAUACCCAAACCAAUAUGGUCUGAAAGGACUUUGGCGCACACGGAUAAACGUCUCCUAUUUUAUGCUCCGAAAUGGAAAUCCUUAAUUUAUUGACCAGUGUAAAGGUGGAAACACAGAUAUGAAUUUUGAUUUAGUCUGGGAAGUUGCGUGACAUUUUGAAUGGACUCAUGUGGUCCACAUAAGCUUAGAAUCUCCCUUGCCCGCUUUUGCUUUCCAUUGUAUACUUGCGUUUUCAAAACUGUUCUUAUGUGCCUUAUGUGCCCGAAUGAGGUCGUUACAAGAUGGAGACUCAAUGCGGAGCCAGAAGUUUUCACCAAUUAUUGGAAUGGGUUUACAAACACCCGAUAGCUCAACAAUAAUCAAUAUUUGCAUUAUCGAUCUUGUUGUGCUCGGUUUAAUCCUCACAAAAUCAUCAUCAGAUAAACACAUUUCCUAACAGCACCAACAGUUCUUUCAAAUAUAUUUUAUUAAUUGACAUUCUGUGCCAAAGGAAAGAUGUUAGCUUCGAUGACAUUGCCACCUUUUUUAAUUGUGUUGUUAUUGGUUCGUAACAUUUGCAUUUUGUAGUUUUGGUAUGUGUAACGCUGCUGUGUUUGCACAUGUGUACUAUAAUAAGUACAUGGAGUAUGGGUCAUUUUGAUAUCAUUUGUGCGUCACGGUAAAGACAUAAACGCCUUCAUAAAAAUCGUGUGAGUUGCAAGAUUUACGUGUUGCCCUUAAAAACUGCGCAGUUUAUUAUAAUUUGAAACAUCCUAUAUAUCCAAAAAUGUGAGAAGCAUAUUCAGGAGAGAUGCUGCAAAUCAUGAAACUCCAUUUGGUAGACAUAAACAUGAAAGGAAUUUUGGCUUUAAAAGUUUGAAAAAUACUGCUUUCAAAUAUUUUUUUCUUGGAGACAACUAACAUCUUUUGAUGGAUAACAGCUGCAAAAGGAAGUCCAGUGGCCCAUGUGUUUACCGUUAUUGAUCAAAUGAUAUGAAAGUGACCCAUAUAGUAAAAGGUUACCACUAAAGUUAACUCUACAAUAGUAUAAAAGUAGCAACGCCUUAUUGCAAUGCCGCUUGUAACCAUACAGUGGCGCUGCAUCAUCACAGGCGAGUUAUUACUUUUCCACAGACUGUAUCACAAACUAAACUUUUAAUAAUUAGCUGAGACGUUUUAAGUGUAAUCUUAUUUUAUUUAUUGUAUUCACCACUGCAGGUAAACAUCAAACAACAUCAACCCCCCCCCCCCCCCCCCAACGUGCUCAUAUUAAGUGUCGGUUUGCAUUCAUGUAUGACUUUUAUACACUUUUGUUCUCUCAGGUCUCGCCCUCAAUGGGUUUCUUAAUUCACUCUUUAUAGACUCAAAUGGUACAUCUCAAAAAUCAAAAUUAAAAAAUCGCCGACAACCUGAUUUUGUCUGUGAAUGAAAACACUGUUAAUUAUUUCAAUGAUAUUUCAUUCUCUGGUUCACAAAGUGUUUGGAAGUCUAUGUUUAAUAUUCCAGUAAUGAUAAACAUGAUUUGUGGGUGCUGUUUAUAAUCAUAAUUUUAUCAGUGCUCAGAAAAAAAGAAUAAAUGUCAUAAAUAGAUCUGGUAUAGUAUUGUAUGUGUGUAUUUGAUGUAAAAUUGUGAUUGAAACAUUUUCAGUGGUAUAAAGAAUUGACAAUUUUGUUCUUGUUAAUACCAUAGGCAAUUUUAAUAACAUUAGGAAUUUUAGAAAUACCUUUUUAGUAUGAUGCCAUCAAAUACAUGUAUACAUGUAUUAAAAACACACCUUCACCCUCAAAUGACAUCCAAUACAUGAGUUCACACGCAGGCAAAAUUGUUGGUAUCCUUCCAUUAAUGAAGGGGGGGGGGGGGGGCUCCUCAAUUGUCACUCAAAUAACUUGAAACUGAUUAAAAAAAAAAAAAAUGUUAUUAUAAAUAAACAUUUGGUGAAAAUGAUCUCAUGAAACACAGGUGCUGCUUUAUUUUUGUGGUCCAACUGCAUUAUUUAAAAAAUCUAAUGAAACUGACCUGGACAAAUAUAAUGGUACACAUGAAUAAUCUUUUGAGGCAAUUACUGAAUUUUGGCCCACUUCUCAUGAGACAAUAUCCAGCUUUGUCAAGUUUGAAGGGAGCCUUCUCCAGACUGCAUGUUUCAGCUCCUUCCACAAUGUUCAAUAGGAUUCAGAUGAGGGCCCUUUACUGUAGAAUCCAAGUACAACCUUCAGUGGCGAGGGCAGCCCACCCAAAACCUACCGUAGCCCACCCUAUUAAUUUGUCCUCAAAUGUAUUUUGAAAGAAAAUAUUUUUAUUUUUAUUUUUUUAAGGAAACAUUUUUAUGUUGUGAUAGCACACACUUUGGCAUUGUCAAACAAGUAAACCGUGAAAAGCGGUUGAGAAAUGAGCAACGUAUGACUUAAUUUCAAUGUCCAUGCAUUGCCUUUGAAGGGAACAUCGACCUUCCCAACAUGGCCGCCACGUAGGCACGACGGUAAACCGGUCUUGUUAUAGUCUUCAUAUCUAUGGUCAGAACCGCUACACACAUUUCCAGCUGUGUUAACACUAAUUACCAGGUAAUGCUAGAUUUACAACCCUGACACAAGCUAUGAAAUGACAUUUGACCACAUGGCGAUGCUUCAAUGUCUCCUCUUGAAUUGCUCUGUUAUCUGUCGGUAUUGACUAGGCAGGAAGGGGCUUGUAAUAGUGCGUCCUGCGAAGCUAUUAGCUAAUAUGCUAAUUAGCCUCUUGAAUAGCAAAGCGUUUUUGCACAAUGUAGCUAAAACGAUAUGAACUGUCUCGUUCAAUACCUUAUGCCAAGAUACGUGCUGUUUUUUUCUUUGUUUGUUUUAAGAGUAUGAAACGGAAAAUGCCAUUCAAAAUCUCGAACUCAUACCAAGAAAAUUUUAUUUCUAGUCAAAACUAAUUAAAAUUAGAUGCAUCACGUUAAAAAAAAUAAUUUGAAAUUGCCAGUGACGUAGAAAAAAAAAAAAAAAAACUUACUCUCCUGGAAAAAAAUGUUGUCUACUUAUUUCUCGUAAAAAAAUUGCUUGAAACAAGUGAAAAUUGUCUAAAAACAAGGUGAUGAGUCCAUGUUUAAUAUUUUGAGUUUUUGCAGUGUGGGUUUUUUUAGUUAAAAAAAAAAAAAACGCUGGCACUAUUAGGUCGCUUUCAUUGCCAUAACUGCAUGUGCUGAAUCUAGUUAAAUGCUAGUUUAGGACAAGAAACCUUAUGGAACACUGUUUGCAAAUGUCUGUUUUUCAAUAGCUGGACAUACGCUAUUUUUUCAAAAGAAGUCAGCCAGGUUCAGGUGAGAGACUAAAAAAAAAUGUUCCAAAAGACAAAAAAAAAAUGUUCCAAAAUACUAGAAUGUUUUGUGGAUAGCCAUUCUUGGGUAUUUUAAGCUUUGUGUUUUGGGUCGUGACAUGGCAUAUUUCCCUCCAGAAUGCCUUGAUAGUCUUGAGUUUUCAUUGAACCCUGUACAAAUUCGAGACACCCUGUAGCAAAGCAGCUCUCGAACGUAUCGGAACCUUCUCCAUAAAUAUAUACUGCAUAUAACUUUUUACAAAUCUUCAUUUUCGUUCACCUACAAGAGCAUUGGACCCACACAUUCAAAUGUGUAUUCAAAAUGUCUAAUCAGAAACGAGGUUGAAAGUUUGUUUGACAAAGUGCGCUUUGUAAACAACAACGAACUUAAUACAAGCUCACACCGCUUUUUCAUGCGAAGCAUUUUCACCCAUUUUCCCUCAUUUCCUGCAAUGAAAAAUAAAAAUCAACAAGCAAAAAAAUACAUUAAAACAAAAACAAGUAACUCAUUUUUCAAAUGUACGUCCACAAAAGUAAUGAUAUAAUAUUUUAAUAAUUCAUAUUAUCAUAGUUUUUUUUCUCAGUAGCGUAGGACUGCAUUGCAUCAUACUGAGGCGUUUCUAACAUUUUACUCCUCUUGCGUAGUUAAAUAGUAAAUGAAACAAAUGUUGAUUUUGGCAAAUUUCGAAUUGGUAGUGUAUAUGAUAAAUCUUUCAGGUUUUUUUUUUUUUUUUUGGUCAUAUCGCUUCAGUCUUGAAUGAAUAGUGCCCUUUUAUUACUCACCCCAGUUAUAUUUGUUUUCAUGUGCAAAUUCCCUGGUAACAAAAAUGGCUGGAUUUAUUACCCCCCCAAGUACACCCAGAUCAGUCAGAUGUCACACUUCAACUGCUGCCCCAAUUACAUUCCAAGGCACAAACACACAAAUGACCAGCCAUAAAAAAAAAAAAGCCAA